Molecule: messenger RNA, 975 nt
Organism: Durusdinium trenchii
Lineage: Eukaryota; Dinophyceae; Suessiales; Symbiodiniaceae
Source: the annotation of a GenBank genome assembly
CUUGGCUAGGUUUAUGACGUUGAAACAGCACUUUAUUCCGCUUUCUCUACGUGUGCCAUCCCGGAAGCAGCUAGAACCACCGCAGGCAACCUAGCCAAAAUCCCCGACAUGGCGCGGCAAAUCUGGGCCGUCCUUGCUUCGUUCCCACUGCUGCUCAACGCACGCGAGGAGUGUGGUGCCACGCCCUCAAGGAGUUUGGCCAUGGUCCAAACAAGGCACCAGCUGGUGAAUGAGUCAAACAAAAGCAAGGAGACCCGGCUCAAGGCCUCCAACGAGACGCAGAAUGAGACGAGCUGGAUGGACCAGGCCUGGAAGAAGGUGGAGAACGCGUCCUCGUCAGUGGCCGAGACGGUCUCGGAGGCUGGACACGAAGUCUGGUCGGCCACCAAAGGCCUUGGAGAGAACAUCGUUCGGCACUGGGAGGGAAAUAGCUCGAAGAAGCACCCGAAGACGGCGUCAGAGCGGUCGGGCGGAGCGCCAGGCAUCACAAGCGAGAGCUGCGUCACUGUGAAGACUGGAAAGGCUGAAGCAUGGCUGACGGCUGCGGCGCCCGUGGGGGUCAUGUGCAUCUUCGGCGUCGAUCCGCGUGAUGAAGGAUCCCACUGCAUCGAGCAGGGUGGCCCCUAUGGGGUCAACGGCUGGUGCUGGACAAAAAAGGACCGCUCUGCCUGGGGCCAUUGCUCGGAAAAGUGCCCGUUGAGUGGGCAGGAGAAGGUGCUGGCAGAGAAGCUGGAGGAGAUCGAAAAGAAGUUGGACACCGUGAGCCAGGCGGUGGCCUCUUCGGAUCACCCAGAGAGUCACCCGGAGAAGCCGAAGUGACUUGAGUGACCCGUGCAAAAGCGAAGGCACGGUGGAACGGUGGAAAGCGAUGGCACGUGCCAGUUGCUUUGGAUGAACCGGCGAGAAUCAGGCCUCAAUUCAUGUGAUGCAAGCGCUGAUGAGCAUGAGGGCAUGCAAGCCAGAUCUGUGCACCAG